Molecule: messenger RNA, 2420 nt
Organism: Triplophysa dalaica
Lineage: Eukaryota; Metazoa; Chordata; Actinopteri; Cypriniformes; Nemacheilidae
Gene: cpm
Product: carboxypeptidase M
Exons: 9
Coding region: 139-1551 (470 amino acids)
Biological process (GO): proteolysis
Cellular component (GO): cell surface
Molecular function (GO): metallocarboxypeptidase activity; zinc ion binding
Source: RefSeq, a predicted model, not a curated record
AGCGGCACACACACGCGCUUCGAUCGCACGAGACUAGAGUGAGUUUAAUACUGCAGUAUGGACGAAGACAUCUUCAUAUCACUCAUAACCCCGGCAGGGCAACAUCAUAUCAACUUUCUAGGCACGAUAUGAGAUCAUAUGAGAGUAACUUCACACACAGCGCAACACCAACACAGCAACCGGAGAUAUCAAACCUUCACACAAGGCGCAAGUAUGAUCGUCCUCAUGCUUUACCUGUUCCUCUGGUCCUGGCUGCCAUCCGCUCACGGUUUGAUCUUUAAAUAUCACAACAGCUUGGAAAUGGAGCAGUAUCUGAAAGGCAUCAACAGCACUUAUCCCAGCAUCACACAUCUACACAGUAUUGGCCGGUCAGUUGAAGGAAGAGAACUCUGGGUCUUAAUACUAGGUCAUCACCCCAGAGAGCAUCGGAGAGGCAUUCCAGAAUUCAAAUAUGUGGGCAACAUGCACGGCAACGAGGUCGUAGGACGUGUGUUACUGCUGCAGCUGAUCGAGUAUCUGACCAGCCGUUACCUGACCGACCCUCUGGUGACGCGUUUGCUGAACAGCAGCCGAGUGCACAUCCUGCCCUCCAUGAACCCAGACGGCUUUGAAUCCUCCACACGGGACUGCAUGAACAUAGUGGGCCGGUAUAAUAAGAACGGAGUGGACCUGAACCGGAAUUUUCCAGAUGCGUUUGAGGUGAAUAAUAAUCAACAAAGACAGAAGGAAGUCGAAGCCAUCAUGAAUUGGCUGAACACGGAGACCUUCGUCCUUUCAGCCAAUCUGCACGGAGGGGCGGUGGUCGCCAGCUACCCGUACGACAACAGCAAAAGAGGAAGUGAGCUACAGGAAGGAAUGAGUGUCACUCCUGAUAAUGACGUGUUCAUUCACCUGGCAAAGACCUACUCCUUCAACCACACAGAUAUGUAUAAAGGAAAUACCUGUUUUGGCUCAAACUUCCCCAAUGGCUUUACUAAUGGAUACCAAUGGUAUUCUUUAGCAGGGGGAAUGCAAGACUAUAACUACGUGUGGGCCCAGUGCUUCGAAAUCACAUUGGAAAUCUCUUGCUGUAAAUAUCCUCAAGAGAGCGAACUUCCUGCUCUAUGGGAGGCUAACAAACCUGCUCUGCUAGCCUACAUGAAGCAAGUUCACCUAGGGGUGAAAGGUGUAGUUAUGGACUCAAAUGGAAACCUGGUCCAGAAUGCCAUUAUAGAAGUGGCAGGGAGAAGUAACCUCAAUCCGUUUAAGACUGACCGUAAUGGAGAAUACUACAAACUUCUGCUGCCCGGCACCUACACAUUCACAGUAAUAUACCCAGGGCACAAGGCGUCAACCGAGACCAUUUCAGUACUGUAUGGUCCAGACACCUUCUCAGCCGUCACGCAAAACUUUCUCCUUCAAAAGCUUGACUACAGCCCAUUGAUAACACAACUGCCAGUGUCCACCACUACAUCAGUUAAAAUAAAUCCAGGGAACAACAGCGCCUCCCUGCUGGCCAACACCGUCACUGCACUCACAGCACUUGUUAUCCAAAGACUGCUGCGGUCCUGAGAUGGUACAAAAAACUUGACGACAAGCUCUCUUUUGCUUUUCUUGCACAAUCAAACUUUUUAUUGACUGUUAUAUUUUAUACAAUAUCAUGAGACCAUCUAUCAUCAUGCAGGGAAAGAAUGCAUUCAGAACCUCAUAUUUGAUGCCAAGCUCUAUCUUAAAAUGAGAGUCCUUCUAACAUUUGUAAAAACAGCCUGAUGUGAUGACACGGGCUGCCGUCUGUCAUGUUUGCGAAUCAAUAUCUAACGUUACAAACUCUAAAUGUGGGUAAAAUGGCCCCUGGCAGUCAUGGCAAUAAUGAGUAACCCAUCAGUUGAUUAAUAUGUUCAUAAGGGUUUGGGGUCAUAAUGUAAUACAUAUACAGUUUAUAUAAUAAUACACAAAAUAUAUUCACACAGUCUUAUUUAAGACUGGUGAAUUUUAUGUACUCAAUCUGUUUACAUCAAAUCCCAGAACCUGAUAUGUAAUAUGACGCAAUGAAGGUGAAUGGUAUCUGAGAAAGCUUUCUGUAGAGAAUGACUGAAUAGUGACAUGAAGAUAAUAUAACUUGAAGGUAGUGCAUAUACACAUAUGUACGUUAUAUAAAUAUGUAUAUAUAUUUGUACUCAUAUGACACAUGUAUACGUUUUUGAAUCUCUCACUGUGUUUCGCUUUUAAAAUUAGAAAGUUGUGCCGAUAGUUUAAACAAAUGACCCUAAUCAUUUAAUUUGCUUCUAUUUGUUUUGUAUAUUAACAAUGUCUCUUUGCCAGAUGUAUAGAUGUAAUGAUGAAGAGCCAAAAAAAAACCUUGCUGCCCAUUCUACCUCAUUUACUCAAUCUCAGAUUAUAAAGGCAGCCAGUGCCUUAAAUAAACCUCUCAUGAAUAUUCA